AUGCGGUUCUCCACACGAAAUGCCUUCUAUUUGAGGGCUUCAAACUACCGCGUGGUACCGUUAUUCCUUUACCUCGACGAGCGCCAUGUGGACUGGAUGAGCGAGCAGGUCCUGCAGCUCGUCAUGGCCGACUUGAAACCAAAUGUUGAGCACCUCCUCACGGUUGAGAAGAACGAAAAGAAGCAUCGCGUACAUGUUGAACGUGGAGAUUCUUACCAGUAUUGUUAUUUUCUGAGGAAGACGACCCGUACCGAGGUUGUGCUCCUGAAGAAAAAGACAUUCUCGUUACGUCCUCCAUCUCCUCCCCCUGCCCCCAGGCCUAUCGUCUCCUCGACCCGCAAGCGCAAGGCUCCAUCAGCCGCGCCUCGGUCCCGCUCCUCGCGGUCGCGCACUCGAUCAAUGAGCGUUGCCUCUGCGGUGGAGGAAGCGGACGACGACGACCACGACGAAGACAUCCAGGUCAAGGAAGAGGUGGUGGAAAUUGAUGAGGAAAGGGCGACGGCGGAGCCUGAGGAAGAAGAGGAGACCAACAUCAAGGACUGGAAGCCUGACGUGUCACUGUCAUACCAAGGUGAGCUACAGGCGCUGAGGGUCGGCUGA
Apiotrichum porosum is the source of this 600-nucleotide messenger RNA. RefSeq lists its product as uncharacterized. Bases 1 to 600 code for a protein of 199 amino acids. The record is from RefSeq and is a predicted model, not a curated record. The transcript is spliced from 4 exons. Lineage: Eukaryota; Fungi; Basidiomycota; Tremellomycetes; Trichosporonales; Trichosporonaceae.